GUUCAGUUUUUAGCCAGCCGUUGUAAAGAACAAGCGAAACCGUGCUCGAAAUGUCCGGAAUCGUUCGAUCGUCGUUGAUCGUUCUGGCGAUCGCGAGCGUCUCGUGGGCGACGGAUCAGGAUCCCACUUGCGUCCAUCCGAGCGGCUACACGGUUUGCCACCGCAAAGGGGUUUUGGUCGACGUGACUCAGCAGGAGUCCGAGGACCGACUGGAGAUCGACGACCUGGACCUUCUGGCGGUGAAGGAAGGCGCCUUCAAGAACCUGAAAACCCGACGCCUCAGCUUCGGCCUGGGGAACAAGAUCUCCGUGCUGAAGAGGGAGUCGUUCGCCGGAUUGAAGAAGUUGGAGCGGCUGGACAUGGACAGCAACGUGGUGUCCUUGUCGCCGAACUUGUUCGCCGAGCUGACGCAGCUCAAGUCAUUGUCCUUGAUCUUUAACAAGAUCAAUUCCGUUCCCAAGGACUCGUUCGCCGGCCUGGGGAACCUGAUGUGGCUGUACCUCGGCCACAACGACGUCGAAGCGAUCGCCAAAGACUCUCUGUCCGGGCUGACCUCUUCCCUGUACUUCCUCUGGCUGAACGACAACAAAAUCGCCAACAUAGAGCCCGGCAGCUUCGGCCACACGCCCGACUUGCAACGCCUUCAUCUGGAGAACAAUCGACUGACGUCCAUCCAGCCCGGCACUUUCAAGGGCCUCCGUCAGCUCGACGGACUCUUCCUGGAGGAGAACCAGCUGACCAGCGUCUCCGCGAAGGACUUCAAGGGUCUGACCGCUCUCAGGAUUCUCAAGUUACAGAUGAAUCGGAUCGCCAGCAUCGAAGCCGGCGCUUUCGCCGAUCUGGGACAGCUGGAGGAGCUGGACCUCAGAAAGAAUCAAUUGACUCGCGUCGAGGCUGGCUGGCUCGCCGGAUUGACCCAGCUGAAGAAGAUCGAUCUGUCCAACAACAGGAUCGGUCAGGUGGACCCUGACGCGUUCUUGGGACUCCCGGCGCUCAAGAAUAUCAAUCUUGAUAACAAUAACAUGACCGAUACGAACACCAGACGGUAUCUGCGCAGGCAUUAGGACUUCGUGGGGUUUCGAUAAAAAACGACGCGUAGCUCGAGGUUGCCUACUUUUCGGCUUGCAACCGCCGAAGACAGCGCGUAUCGCGAAGCAAUCUGUGCGCGCACCUUUCCGCUUCGUGUGCUAAAGCGUCUACGCGCGGCUCGAGGUUAAAUUCAAGCAGAAUAUUUUUGACCAAUAAAGUUAAUCCAACAAUUUCCAAAA
Molecule: messenger RNA, 1268 nt
Organism: Megalopta genalis
Lineage: Eukaryota; Metazoa; Arthropoda; Insecta; Hymenoptera; Halictidae
Biological process (GO): axonogenesis; positive regulation of synapse assembly
Molecular function (GO): protein binding
Source: RefSeq, a predicted model, not a curated record